Molecule: messenger RNA, 7659 nt
Organism: Fusarium sp. VM40
Lineage: Eukaryota; Fungi; Ascomycota; Sordariomycetes; Hypocreales; Nectriaceae
Source: the annotation of a GenBank genome assembly
AUGGUCCCGUCGCAGCCGCUGCCGGACCACCUGCAGGAUACGCUCAGGUUCUCUCCCCGGUCUAUUCCUAGACUCGAAGAGGUUGAGGAAGAUGAGAAGAAUUGGGAUACGGCAUCACGUCUAGUAGCUCCAGAUUCACCGGCGUCCUAUCGAUUUGCGCAUUCGCGAGAUUCCUCCAUCGAAAAGAUCCCUCAGACGAACCCCCCCUUGGUCUCCCCACGACUACACGGAACACACUCGAGAAGCCCCCUUGGCGGCGUUGUUGAACGAAUUAUCGACCCCAAGAGCGCCGCAUACGGCCACCAUCGUCAAACCUCAAUUGUCCACGGCAUCCAACACUCGAGAAAUGGCAGCUUGGCCAGCAUCAGCUCCAGUCAUCCCCUCAGCCCGCAGAUGAUUGCAGCCGCCGGCGUCGGCUUCGAUCGCCCAGAUAUGCAAUCGGUAGCCACCCGUAUCGAUGGCGACGCCGGCUAUCCUUCACGGCCACCUACAUCUCUCUCCGGAAACGCUGCAACCAUGGACCGCCCCAAUGCCACCGAUGCUCCCUACGGCCUGACCCCACGAAAACUCGAACGAAUACAUAGCAAAUCGCGACGCGAUCAUACCCCCCACCACUCUCAUUCGUCUCGACAUGAGCAAAAGACCGUCGGCGAAUAUGCGCUGCAUGUUUUGUUCACCUCGUUUAUUGCCCAAGCUGAAGAAAAGUUGACGGAAUGUGUCACGGUCCCCUUCGACCCGGAACCCAAUGUCGAACAAGUAUGCGGCCCAGGUGUCGACCCAGCCUUCGAUCAAUUGAUUGUUGCGUUGGGCCAUAUUGCUAGCCCCAGACCGAAAGCCUUAAUAGAUUCAAUGAUGCUAUGGAGGAAAAGUAAAAGCGAUGCCGCCAACGAAGCAAGAAGUCAUCUUCAGCAAUCUCGGAGCGCUGUGCCUGGGACCCCCCUUUUACGAAGAAACACAGAGCCAGUGCAGGCCGUGAUACCUGGCCAAGGAGGCCCUGAUUCUGUUUUCCCAAAUGGCCCACCAACACUUGCAGCAAGACAAGAAUUUGUGGCUCAAGCUGAACGCCGGUCGACAGUAUCUAUAUACAUUCUUUGUCGCGUCCUUCUCGAGGUUAUCAGCCAGAGCAACCUGCCAUCUAUCACCCCGGAAAUGGAAGAAAAGUUGGAAAAUAUCAUUUUUGGACAGCUGAAAAUUGCGGACACUGAGCAGUUGAUGGUAUCGCCUCUUAAGCUUGCCAACUGGAAUCUUUUUGCCCAAUUGCUUGGACACAUGAGUGGCAUCAAUUUUGGUGGUGUUACCAGAAGGUUCAUCGAAGACUUGGACGGCUCGCUCCAGGAACGUGUUAUCAAGAGUUCGACCUCAUCAUUCAGUCGAGAUGUUGAUGGAAAGGUGGAACUUGUGCUGGGGGGUAUGAAGCACCUGAAGCUCAAGAUCUCACCUGAAGAGUCUUGGGAGCAGUCUUGCGAUUUUCUCAUCUCGCUCGGACGGCUCUUCCAGAAAUCCCAUGGCCAGAAAGUCAAGACAGCAUUUUGCCAGGUUAUAGAGAUGCUACUCCUUCCAAUCGCAGCAAAGGCAAGCAAUAGCCAUUUCAUGCAUCCAAAAUGGGCUGGAGUACUCGCUGCUGUUGGACCACGCCUGGCUCAAAUGUUUAUGAAACCUAGACAUUGGAACUUUGCAUUCCCGCUGACUGCAACUUUACUUUGUGUUUCUUCUCCGGAUAAUUUUGGAUCACAAUGGCUGCAAUUGAUAUUGCCCCUACAGACCAAGGUCAAGGAUCGAGCCACUAAGCCUCUCUGCCUUCAAGUCAUCUCUCGCUUACUGUGGACAUACUUGUAUCGCACUGACGAAACCUUCCAAGGCAGCCUGCGCAAGAUCGACGAGGUCAUGAAGCUUGUUUUGCCCUCAUCCAAACGAAGUCUGGUAGCGUCUGAUACUCCUUGCACUGAACCCUUGAUCCAAAUCAUCCGAAUCGUUGGCUUCAAGUAUCCAGAAUACUGUUUUAGGAAUGUCGUGUUUCCCCUUAUCAAUGCUGAGCUGUUCACUUCCAACAAAGAACUGAAGGUGGAGCAGUUGGAUCCUGAUAGAGUCGUCGUCGGCAUCAGAGCCUUUCUCAUAAUCAUGUCGGAUCUUGAGAAGGGAGAACAAGGACGACCUCCGUUCCCUCAGUUCUUUGAAACCUCGAAUUCGAAUCCAGUGCAUGAUAGGUUCCCUGUCUCCCCUGCGACGUCAUCUCCUCGCAACUCCCCCCUAUCACAGCCAACUGCGGCUUCGAAAGAGGAAUACAUAACGCGACCGGUCUUAACCCAUGUCUUGAACGAUGGUGUUAGGGACUUCUAUCUCAAAUUUUGUGAGAUUCUUGGUAAAAUUACGAUUAUAUGUGAUAAUACUUUUGGUGGACAAGCGGCUCUCGAUGAGAAGUUCAGCAGCCCCCUACCGAAAACCCCCAUUACCGACACCUUCACUUUCUCCCGUAAAGAUGAUCACCAGAAUGCUGCAGACCAGAAGCAAGCGUUCUAUGAACUUCUUCAUGUCGCCGUCCAGGCACUACCUCGGUGUUUAUCUGUUGACAUACCUUUCAACUCCCUAAUCAACUUGCUGUGUACUGGAACUGCUCAUGUGCAGUACAACAUUGCCGAGUCUUCAGCCAAUUCUUUAAAAGCCAUUGCGAGACAGUCACAUGCUCAACAGGUUACUAUGGGCUUUGCUCGUUUUAUCUUCAAUUUUGACGAUCGGUACUCAACAAUGUCUGAUGGCGGUAUGCUUGGUCAUAGUCAUAUUGAGAACACCUUGCGCUUAUACGUUGAGCUGUUGCAAAUAUGGAUUGAGGAGAUUAGGCAAAAGACUAGAGACGCUGCUACAGAUCAACCAGAAGCCAAGGCCUCGGACAAGCGAGCCAUUAAGCUUGAUAUCUCUAGCAUUUGGGCAGAGGUUGAUCAAGCUGAAGCCCACGGGUUAUUCUUCCUUUGUUCACAGUCACGACGAGUUCGCCAUUUUGCGGUCACAGUGCUUCGCUUGAUCGUCGAAUUCGACAAAGCUCUUGGGAAGGAAGCAUCUGAGGACAAGGAUUCCAUGAGGCUCAUCGAUAUUCUAGAAAAUGAAUCCAGUCAGGUGAUGGAUUUUAGCGAUGAGCAGCUAUCUGUUGCUGAACGAAGCCGAUUACAACGAGGGUUGCAAAACACCAACAAUCAAGGUUGCCUUGUUGAACUCUGUGCCAGCGAUGUUUCCUACGAUACGACGUUGUGGUUCAAGAUCUUCCCAAAACUCAUUCGGAUGUCCUACGAGAGAUGUCCUUUUACUGUCACCAUUUGUCGUGAUCUUAUCUGCAAUCGGAUUCUGCAGAUGUACAAGUCGAUUGUAUACCUUUCCGAGCCUUCUAGAGGCUUGUAUUACAAUAACGAACCUGGAAGUGCUAGGCUUGGUGCACGAUCUGCAACAACGCACCCUGAGGUGAUGGUGGAGCAAUGGAAGCUGUACCUCAUAUUCGCUUGCACUACACUGGCAGAUCCAGGUGCUUUACCAACUGCUCAAGAUCCUCAGCAUGUCCGAAAAGCUUCCAAGGCAUCUUCUAAAGACAAGAUUGUGACAGCUCGAAUGCUGUUUAAGUACCUUAUUCCUCUGCUAUCUGUCUCGUCCGCAUCUGUUCGAGAUGCUGUUGUUGUUGCCAUGGGUUCUAUCAACAUUCAUAUUUACCGAACUCUACUUGAGGAACUUCAAGGUCAGGUAUCUCGAUGUAAUGAUGAGGCGCGGGCUCGAAUACAUCAAAGAACAAACAGCAAUCCUAGGAGGAACAGAAAGAUGGACCUUCUCAGAACUGAGAUCACCCAUGUCUUUAAGCUCACUUCGCAUUUCAUCAGCGAGCCAGAGGUUUACAAUGGCGAGUUCUUUUUAACUACUCUCACUACAUACACCAAAGAUCUGAAACUUUUCCUGAUGGAUGGAGAAGUGCAAAUGGAUUGGGAGUUUCAGAAGCUCCGGCGUCAUUACUGUGGACUCAUGGAAGCGCUUUUCGAAGGUAUCAACAGGACCAAAGAUCCAUCCAGAUGGAUGACUUUUGAAUCUCGAAAAUCGGCCUUCUCACUCAUGGAAGACUGGUGCGGGUUUUCCCCGAAUCAAAAUCAGAUCCGUGCCCGUGAGGAUACAAUGCGCCAAUCGCUGAUUGACCAACAGACACUAGGCGAGAGAGGUACUGCGACAGCCGCAAUGGAGAUAGAGAAGAGGAACCUGCGGACCGCAGCACUCAGCGCCAUGGCUGCUUUGUGUGGGGGACCAAUCAGUGUUACAACCGAGAGUAAUGUGGUUCUUCAAUUCGACGUUCGACGCAUGCUUGCUUGGAUCGACUCCAUCUUCAACUCUGGAAGCGAUAAGAUGAACGUUAUUGGCCGAAGAGCUCUGCAGAACCUUAUCGUCCAUAACCAGGAGGUACCCUACCUCCUAGAGCACUGUAUUGCGCGAUGCUACCUGGCAGAAGCUCCCAAGGUGCUCGAAAGCUAUUUCACGGUUGUUACGCAAGUUCUUCAGGACCAUCUUGACUAUCCCUGUCCAUUCUGGAAGUUGCUUGGCCUCUGUUUAUUCACGCUGGGUAAUGACCAGAGCGAGAUUAGAUCCAAAUCUGCGUCUGUUCUUCGUGCGUUGGAGACGCGGCAACAGAGAAACUCGAAGAUUCAAGAUUUCGAUAUUAGCAUCUCGGACAAAACGCAAGCGGUAUACAAACUAGCCCAGUUUGAGAUCUCUACACGACUUGCUAAGCAGCAUACGGAAUUGGCUUUUCACAUUUUCUCCGAGUUCACCCUCUACUUCAAAGAAUUGCAGCCUGCAGCUCAGCGAAACGUAGUUGCAGUUAUGCUGCCCUGGAUUCAGUCUAUCGAGUUAAAGUUGGACCCAAGUGGCGGGCCUGCAGCGCAGUCGUUCGUACUACUCGCGAACCUCCUCGAGAUCACUAUCAAAUCUAGUGGCGCGCUGCACAAUGAAGUCCAAGCCCUUUGGCAGGCUCUUGCAACAGGACCUUAUCCAGGAAAUGUUCGCUUGGUUCUUGAGUUCAUCAUGCAGCUUUGUCUUGAGCGCCGAGAGCAGAACUUUGUGGAAUACGCCAAGCAAAUCGUUGUUUUCCUCUCAACAACGAACAGCACGCCUGGCAUCAAGGUUGUGGAGUUCCUCCUCAUGCAGAUAACGCCAAAGGCAAUGGUACCAAACGAAAAACGAGAUGCUGUCGAGCCACCGGCUGAUAUCAAUCUCUUGCCAUAUUGUGCCGAUUUGGCCGAGGCUCUUCCAGUCGGAACGAAGCAGGCUGGGUUUUCACUCGGCCAACUUUCCUUGAUUUUGCUGGUGGACUUGAUGGUAUCUCCCGUUCAUCUCACUCAAGAGAAUGUUCCCCUUUUGCUCCAGGUUGUCACUGUUCUGUGGGAUCAUUACACGCCACUGGUACAGGAGCAGGCACGAGAGAUGCUCGUACAUCUUAUUCAUGAAGUGGUAAUUUCACAGAUUGAUGAUCAGACUCCGGACACUAACAGGAAAGCCAUCGAAGAUUUGAUCGACUUGAUUCGUAGCCACGAUCGCUCUGUCGUGUGGGGAUAUGAGGAUAGCAACGGCAAGGUUGACAACCAUGACAGUAAGGUACCGCCAAGCAUGGAGUUCCUCACGUCGGAAGUCAUCAAAACGUUUGAGAUGACGUUCCCCAGAAUCAAAGAGCAUUGGGGGCGACUGUCGUUGACCUGGGCCACGUCUUGCCCUGUUCGACACCUUGCUUGCCGAUCAUUCCAAAUAUUUAGAUGUGUUCUCACGUCUGUGGACCAGCCAAUGCUUGGAGAUAUGCUCGCACGAUUGUCGAACACUAUUGCUGAUGAUGACCCCGAGAUUCAAUCGUUUUCUAUGGAGAUCUUGACGACUUUGAAGACCAUCAUCGUUACGCUUGAGCCGGAUGACCUUCUCAGCUUCCCACAACUAUUCUGGACCACAUGUGCUUGUCUGGAGUCUAUCAACGAGCGUGAAUUCUUAGAAGCAGUUGAGAUGCUCAACAGGUUUCUUACCAAACUGGAUCUGAGCUCACCUAACGUCCGUCGUAUACUUGCCGAUGGCCAACCGGCUCGUUGGGAAGGACUGUUCGAAGGAAUACAGCCUCUGCUUCAUAAGGGACUGAGGUCCUCUCUUUGUUGGCAACCGACCCUUGACACGAUAGACAAGCUGGUGCUUCUACCGAGUGAUGGUCUAGUCGGUGAUGAGAGUCGCUUGUUCUUCUCGUUACUUGCCAACUUCCCUCGCUUCUUACACGAACUUGAGAAGCCGAGUGCGGAUGAAAGUGUUAUUCAAACAGCGAGACUGCUCCAGGAAGAAGCUGACAAUCAGGGCUUGGCUGGCAUCGCUAUGGCUCUGGACGACUUCGCUUUGGGGAGCCCUCAAGACAGUAACAAAGACUUCAUCGUCGAGUUAUGGGGAUCCUUACGCGAAUACUAUCUCCCCAACAUGGAUUUCCAGAUGGUGACCUUCCUGACCGGAAUGCUUACCAACUCUUUGUCAUGGGUAAAGGUUCAAACCAUGAGAAUCUUGUGUGUUGCGAUCCCGGAAGUGGACAUGCGUAAACCGGAAUUAGCUGGCCAUGGGUCCGAUCUGAUCUCGCCACUGCUUCGUCUGCUGCAGACAGAAUUCUGCAUGGAAGCGCUCGAAGUACUGGAUAACAUCAUGACCAUGUCAGGAAACCAGAUGGACAAGCAUCAUUUGAGGAUGAGCAUGACACGACCGACCUCGAGAGCGAUUCGAAAGGAAUAUGAGCGAACGCAGAGUCUGUUUGGAAUACCUGAGGCAUCGGGCUGGGCCAUUCCCGUACCAGCAAAGAAGACGGAUGCAACGCGAGCCAAUAUCCAUGCAGCUUUCUACACUUGCCAAGGAUCAGAAGGGAUGCUGACUGAAACUUCACCUACCCCUGACGUGGAGUUCCAUGCCGACGACUUCCCUUACAACUACUUUGGUGCACCUGAACGAACUGAGACGAUGCUGUCCGAUGAAGGUCGGGGUGACCACUCAGGUGAUCUCGCAUUCAAGCUGGAUAGUCUUGAUGAUUUCUUCGAAGAGCCAUCCAGCCCUACCACCGAUGAUGAUGGGCGGUCUUCGAGAACAAUCACAGAAUACACCCCGGAGUCAUUUGAGACUGGAGCUGAGCUUUACGAUGAACAGAUUCUCCCUAUUCUACAUGAAGCCUCAAACAAUACGUCGUUCCAGAACGGAUUCUCCGAUCGGUCUCCCGGCAUAAUAUCUCCAGGUUUACUGUCGAGAGAAACCAGCUCGAAUACCAUGAACCCAGGUGCCUUCAGUGUGGUCAUUCCUAACAUGCGUCCAGGGCUUCAUGCAAGGUCUGUUACGUCGCCUUCUGCUCCAGCUUCUUACCAACCACAAAUCGGUGAAAUCGUUUCCGAUGAUGAGUAUGUAGGCGGGUUCUCGGACGCUGACGAUGAGAGGCCCGGGACAGGGCAUACCGAAAGUGCUUUCUACCUGGAGAACAUGAUCAAACCCACGACGCGAAGGCCGACAUCAAGGUUGAGGCGUGGUCCAAGCAGCCGUUCGCGCGAUGAGCGAAGUAGGGAAAAGGCACCGCCACAGCCAGCGUCACGCUUAGCAAACAGCAUAUUCCCACCAGGGAUGCAAGAUCAUGGAGAAGGCGAGAUGUUAUGA